Geosmithia morbida is the source of this 264-nucleotide messenger RNA. RefSeq names its product THO complex subunit 4. Lineage: Eukaryota; Fungi; Ascomycota; Sordariomycetes; Hypocreales; Bionectriaceae. The record is from RefSeq and is a predicted model, not a curated record. The transcript is spliced from 2 exons. Bases 1 to 264 code for a protein of 87 amino acids.
AUGUCUGGCAAGCUCAACCAGUCUCUCGACGAGAUUACCGCCUCUCAGCGCAAGGUUGCUGGUGGCCGUCGUCGCAAUCAGCGUCGCGGCACCACCCGUGCUUCCGUCCCUACCGCCCCCGCCGGUGGCAUCAAGAAGGCCACCAAAGGGGGCCGCAACGCUCCUCCUGCCCAGGCCGCCCCCCCUAGGGGAGACAGCAAGGUCAUUGUGAGCAACCUGCCCAAGGACGUCACGGAGCAGCAGAUCAAGGUAUGUCUCCGCUGA